AUGUUGCAAAGCCUCGCAGCUUAUGAGGCGAAUGAUGGAGGACAUGGACUGCAGUUGCUACAGUUUGCCAGGCCUUCUGAUGAGGUGGAGGCACAGCUGGCAGACUGCUCGCGUCGCUUUGUUGGAGAUGCAAUGCCGUCGGGAGUCGUGCCCACCCACCCAGAACUUGGCGACAGUCCACGCUCGGCAGUCACAGCAGCAAGAGAUGAGUUCCUGGUGGUUGAUGCAGGUUCCUGCCACAUGGUUCUGAUCAAGCCCGAUGUGUCCACAGCCUCUACCAGUCAGAGUUUGCUGCGCAAUGACAUCACGGUUUAUGCAAUGCCUCCACGCACCAGGCCUUUGCUACUGCAUCUUUGCUUGUCUCCCUCUUGCGGGCUUUCGGGGGAUCAACCUCGUGCACGUAGACAGUUGUUGAAAAAUGUCCGACGCCUCCGCAUGGAACGAACUCGAGUAUCCAACGACGCUCGAGAACUUGCCUUGUGA
Molecule: messenger RNA, 483 nt
Organism: Symbiodinium sp. CCMP2592
Lineage: Eukaryota; Dinophyceae; Suessiales; Symbiodiniaceae
Source: the annotation of a GenBank genome assembly